GCAGUAUGUCGCCGGUGUCUAACCUCACAUCGCAGCAGACGACGGGCCGCAGCACGGGAGACCUCCGCUCGAGUCUCUAGACCGGAACAGAAGGGCCGCGUGACGUCAUCCCCGCGCUGCACGAGCGCAGCCCGUCGCGAUGCCGCGCGGGAACUGUCCCCUCCGGCUCGCCAUCUUCCUGCUGGCUGUGAGCGCGCAGGCGGCGGCAGCGGAGUAUGACCCCUACCGGGUCCUGGGCGUCGGCCGCAGCGCGAGCCAGGCGGAAGUGAAGCGCGCGUACAAGACCCUGGCCAAGGAGUGGCACCCGGACAAGAACAAGGACCCGAAGGCUGAGGACAUGUUCAUCAAGGUGUCCAAGUCCUACGAGAUUCUGUCCAAUGAGGAGCGGCGCUCUAACUUUGACCGCUUCGGCCAGCUGGAGGAGAACCAGCCUCUGGGCCCGAGCCAGCAGGGGUCCCGUGGUUUCCACAACAGCUUUUACUUUGACGAGUCGUUCUUCCACUUCCCCAGGUCCCGGGACUUUGCCGACAGUAAGUACCUCCUGCAGCACGCGGCCUUCAACAGCGACGUGCUGCCCGACAGCCACCGGCGGCCGUACCUGCUCAAGGUGACCUCCGAGUGGUGCUUCGCCUGCAUCCACAUCGAGCCCGUGUGGAAGGAGACGGUACUGCAGCUGGAGCCUCUGGGCGUUGGCAUCGGCAUCGUGGACCUGGGCUACGAGCGGCGCCUGGCCCACCAGCUGGGCGCCCACCGCGCCCCCUCCAUCAUCGGGCUGGUGAACGGCCGCGUGACCUUCUUCCACCAGGCCGUGGUCCGAGAGCACCUGAGGCAGUUCAUCGAGGACCUGCUGCCCCCCCGGCUGGUGGAGAAGAUCUCAGAGAACAACUACGAGACGUUCCUGAACGGCUGGAGAGAAGAAAACAAACCGACUGUUCUCCUGUUUGACCAGGAGAACAGUGCUCCUCUGCUGUACAAGCUGACGGCGUUCUCCUUCAGGGACUACGUGCGCUUCGGCUACGUGGACCAGGGCGACGCCCACAACGCAGCGCUGCUGCGGCGCUUCAACGUCGACUCGUACGCCCCGAGCAUGCUGCUGUUCAAGGAGGCGCCGCUGCAGCCCGCGGACGCCAUCCAGGCCCGGGGGAUGAAGAGGCAGAUCAUGGACGAGUUUGUGUCCAACAACAAGUUCCUGCGUGUUCCUCGGCUGGUGAACCAGCAGCUGUUUGACGAGCUGUGUCCGGUGAAGCAGUUCCACCGGCGCAGGAAGUACUGCGUGCUGCUGAUCACGGGGGACGAUCCGGCCUUCGCCCCGGGCAACGGGGCCUUCCUGGACUUCGCGGCGGCGAGCAGGAAGGACGUGCUGCGCUUCGCCUACGUCUUCCAGCGGCAGCAGCAGCCGCUCUGCCAGGCGCUGCUGCCAGGCGGCCAGGCGGCGCCGCCCCCCCAGGUGGUGAUCCUGGAGAGGCGGAGCCACGCCGGGAAGGUCAUGUACCGCCCGGUGAGCGGCGGCUGGAACGGCAGCGAGGAGGAUAAGUCCCGCCUCCACGAGCAGCUGGAGCUGCUGCAGAAGGACCCGACGUACCUGAGCUCAGACGCCACGCUGCCCGAGCUCAACAACGAGAGGGCUCCCAUGUUCCUGCUCCAGUGGGUGAAUGCUGCUCAUGAUUACAUCGUCCAGAUGUACGACGACCUCCUCUACUCCAACUGGAGGGAGAUGAUGCCCAUCCUGUCGCUGAUCUUUUCGGCUCUCUUCAUUCUUUUUGGCACAGUCAUCAUUCAGGCCUUCAGCGAGCCGGGGGAGAGCAAGCCACGAGCCGCCAGGCCCAAGGAGCCGCCGACGGAGGAGGAUGCCGGCAGGGCCAGCACCUCCAGCCGUGCUCCUAAGAAGGACUUUGUGGAGGUGACGGAGCUCACGGACGUGACCUACGUCAGCAACCUGGUGAAGCUGCGGCCCGGACACGUCAACGUGGUGCUGCUGCUGAGCGCCGCCGCCAAGAGCGCCCUGCUGCGCAAGUACGCCAAGGAGGUGUUCUCCUUCUCCGGGACUCAGACCCUCCACUUCUCCUUCCUCAACGGGGAUAAGCACCCCCACUGGAUGCCGUCGCUCCUCCGCUCGACCAAUGACGCGCUGCCGAGCGAGGGCCAAUGGGACGAGGAGGAGGGGGAGGAGCCUCCCGACUACGCGGGCCACGUCUUGGCCCUCAACGGCCACAGGAAGUACUUCUGCCUCUUCAGGCCCGUCUUCACGGGCGAGGACCCCGACCGCCCCGAGGCCUCGGGCCCCGGCGACAGGAGGAAGUCCCGGUCCCGGUCCCGGUCCAGCUCCCACUCGCGGUCCCGGUCCCGGGAGGACGGGCCGGGGCCCAAGAGGGGCCGGGCCACCAGCAUCGAGGUCCACCACAAGCUGGACCGCCUGGGACUGUGGAUGGAGCGGCUCAUGGAGGGCACCCUGCCCCGGCUGCAGGUCCCGGCGUGGCCCCCCCUGGGGGAGGCCUCCUCCUCCUCCUCCUGGACUCCUUCACACCAUUGAAGCGUUACAUAAACCUGGAGAAGCUCCAGAUGUUCACGUCUUUACUUUAAAUGAAGGAGGAGUCACGGUAACUCCUCCCCUCAGGCCUGAGUAACUCCUCCCCUCAGACUGAAGCUCCACAACGCAUGAUGUCUCAUACGCUGCCCCCCCCACAGUACCUCCUCCUUGUGUCUCAUUAACUGUAAAUUAUUAAAAGAAACUCAUUUUAGAAGCUUUUAUUUAUUAAAAUGUGGAUGACA
Pseudoliparis swirei is the source of this 2769-nucleotide messenger RNA. RefSeq names its product dnaJ homolog subfamily C member 16-like. Lineage: Eukaryota; Metazoa; Chordata; Actinopteri; Perciformes; Liparidae. The transcript has 15 exons. Bases 140 to 2530 code for a protein of 796 amino acids. The record is from RefSeq and is a predicted model, not a curated record.